Nycticebus coucang (slow loris) is the source of this 4600-nucleotide messenger RNA. It is a transcript of the gene CAPN9, whose product is annotated as calpain 9. Gene Ontology annotation, molecular function: calcium-dependent cysteine-type endopeptidase activity; calcium ion binding. Gene Ontology annotation, cellular component: cytoplasm. Gene Ontology annotation, biological process: proteolysis. The record is from RefSeq and is a predicted model, not a curated record. The transcript is spliced from 20 exons. Bases 121 to 2190 code for a protein of 689 amino acids. NCBI's taxonomy places the organism in Eukaryota, Metazoa, Chordata, Mammalia, Primates, Lorisidae.
GUGGAGGUGAGGGCAGCUCCUCACGGGGCCCACUUUCCUCCUGACAGGCACACGCAGCUCAUUCCUUCACAUCCAUUUCCAUCCACUGCCUACUCCAAGCCAGCUGGCCAGGGAGCAGCCAUGCCUCACCUCUACCGGGCCCCAGGGCCCCAGAUGCACCCAGUCCCCAAGGAUGCCCGGACUACCCACUCUUCAGGCCAGAGCUUCAAGCAGCUGAGGGAGGAGUGCCUGGAGAGAGGUGCCUUGUUUGAGGACACAGACUUCCCGGCCAACGACUCUUCCCUGUUCUACAGCGAGAGGCCCCAGGUCCCCUUCGUGUGGAAACGUCCAGGGGAAAUCGUGGAAAACCCAGAAUUCAUUCUUGGAGGGGCCACCAGGACUGAUAUCUGCCAAGGGGAUCUGGGAGACUGCUGGCUGUUAGCUGCCAUCGCCUCCCUCACGCUCAAUCAGAGAGCGCUGGCCAGAGUCGUCCCCCCAGACCAAAGCUUUGGCCCUGGUUAUGCCGGCAUAUUCCAUUUCCAGUUCUGGCAGCAUAGCGAGUGGCUGGACGUGGUGAUUGAUGACCGGCUGCCCACCUUCAGGGACCGCUUGGUUUUCCUCCACUCUGCUGACCACAAUGAGUUCUGGAGUGCCUUGCUGGAAAAAGCCUAUGCCAAGCUGAAUGGGAGCUACGAGGCUCUGAAGGGUGGCAAUGCCAUUGAGGCCAUGGAAGACUUCACUGGAGGUGUGGCUGAGACCUUCCUGACCAAAGAGGCCCCAGAGAACUUCUAUGAGAUUCUGGAGAAGGCCUUGAGGAGGGGCUCCCUGCUGGCCUGCUCCAUUGAUACCAGAAGUGCCGCAGAAGCUGAAGCCCGGACACCUUUUGGUCUUAUUAAGGGUCAUGCCUACACGGUAACGGGAAUUGACCAGGUAAACUUCCAAGGACAGAAAAUUGAACUAAUCAGAGUCCGGAACCCCUGGGGCCAGGUUGAGUGGAACGGGUCAUGGAGUGAUAGCUCUCCAGAGUGGCGUUCCAUCGGCCCAGAGGAGCAGAAGCGUCUGUGUCACGCUGCGCUCGAUGAUGGGGAGUUCUGGAUGUCAUGGAAGGAUUUCAAGGCCCAUUUUGACAAAGUGGAGAUCUGCAACCUCACUCCUGAUGCCCUGGAGGAGGACGCUCUCCACAAAUGGGAGGUGACGAUCCAUCAAGGAAGCUGGGUACGCGGCUCCACAGCUGGGGGCUGCCGCAAUUUCCUGGAUACCUUUUGGACCAAUCCACAAAUAAAAUUGUCCCUGACUGAGAAAGAUGAGGGGAAGGAGGAAUGCACUUUCCUCGUAGCCCUGAUGCAGAAAGAUAGAAGGAAACUCAAGAGAUUUGGUACCAACGUGCUGACUAUUGGUUACGCCAUUUACCAGUGCCCUGGUGAAGAUGGACACCUCGACAGAGACUUCUUCAGAUGCCACGCUUCCCAGGCCAGAAGCAAGACGUUCAUCAACCUGAGAGAGGUCUCCGGCCGGUUCAGGCUGCCCCCAGGAGAGUACAUCGUGAUCCCCAGCACAUUUGAGCCCCAUCAAGAAGCUGAUUUCUGUCUGAGAAUCUUUUCAGAGAAGAAAGCCCUUACCCGGGAUCUGGAUGGGGACGUGGACGUCGAUCUUCCUGAGCCCCCAAAGCUGACACCACCUGACCAAGAGACGGAGGAGGAGCAGCAGUUCCGGGCCCUGUUUGAGCGAGUUGCUGGUGAGGACAUGGAGGUGACAGCAGAGGAACUUGAAUACAUUUUAAAUGCCGUGCUGCAGAAGAAAAAAAACAUCAAAUUCAAGAAGCUAAGCCUGAUCUCCUGUAAGAACAUCAUCUCCCUAAUGGAUACCAGCGGUAACGGGAAGCUGGAGUUUGGGGAAUUCAAAGUGUUCUGGGACAGGCUGAAGCAGUGGAUCAACCUUUUCCUCCAGUUCGAUGCUGACAAGUCUGGCACCAUGUCCUCCUACGAGCUGCGGACUGCGCUGAAAGCUUCAGGCUUUCAGCUGAGCAGCCACCUCCUACAGCUGAUCGUCCUCAGGUAUGCAGACGAGGAGCUCCAACUGGGCUUCGAUGACUUCCUCAACUGCCUGGUCCGGCUGGAGAAUGCAAGUCGGGUGUUCCAGGCUCUCAGUGAGAAGAACAAGUUCAUUCAUCUCAACAUUAACGAGUUCAUCAACUUGACAAUGAACAUCUGAGGCUGCCCUGGUGGGGAUGCAGCCUGUGCAGAGGAGUUGUGGGUUUGGGACCACGCAGCUGUCAUGCCCAGAGUGCUCUGCUCUCCCAUCUUGAUCUGGGAAGAAGGAAAUGGACUCAGCUGUAUUUUCUGCCUUAUGUCCAGGUUUGGACAUGGCUAUCUUUUCCUCCCUCAGUUUUCUCUACUUCCUCCUGUUAAUAAUUACUAAAAGCUCUAGCACACAGAAUCCUGGCUUCAAUGCAGCUUUAAUCAGUAUACUCGGACAUCCUUACGAAAAGAGUAUUUUCAUAAAUGCAUUUAUGGGAUGAGAUGAGCAGAGAAAUGUAUGAAGUCAUAAUUAAGCAUUUUCUGCAUCCUAAGUAGAUUUCCUUGUUGGGGAAGACACCAGACCAGUGAGUCAAUAUGACAGUGUCUGUCCAGUCCAGACAUUCUUUGCGUCUAAAGCCUUUGGAUCAGAAAAACCAAAUGCUAUGUUAUUUCUUCUCAGGAAGUCCAAAUUGUGGUCAGACUUGCUCUCACUCCUGCCCACUGUGAAUAGAGUGGAGAAGUCUCCCUAUAGCACACCAGUGCUGAACAGGAGGAUCCCACUGAACUGGAAUAACAGGAGAUAACACAAUAAGAUAUUGGCCCAAUAACGCUAACUCCCACAUUCUCCUUUGUACACUGUGGCAGAUGAGGUGGGAGGUAGGGAGUGGGUUGUGUUGAGAGGGAAGAAGAAAGAAUGGUUGGGACAGAGAUCAAGUUCAAAGUGCAGCCUCAUCAGAACCUGUCCUUUACUCAUAGUCAAAGAUGCUAAGGCAUCGUGAUCUCUUCUCUUACUUCCAGCCCUUCCCUGGGCUCCCCGUACAUGGAUGCAGGACAGGAGCUCUUGGUCAGGCACAGGCUGAGGACCAAGGCUCUGUAGUGCAGCACCCACCAGCACAAACACACGCAUGGCACCUCUCUGGCUGAGUCUGUGCCCACUGUUAUCAGUUCCUGUGGCUGCCCUAAGAUUAGUUAGAUGGCGUGAAUACUAACCCUGCUCACAGGUAAAAAAUGGAAGGAAGCCUCAUUGUAUGAGCUCAACUGGUCAAGAAAAAAAGAGAGGAGACAUAAAUUAACAAAGUCAGGAAUCUAAGAUGGUGCAACACUACUGACCCUACAGAAAUUAAGAGGAUAAGUGAAUAUCAGAAGCAACUUUAUGCCAACAAAUUAGACAAUUUAGAUAAAAUGAAAAAUUCCUAGAAAAAAAUAAAUUACCUUAACUGACUUAAAAGGAAACUGAAAAUCCUGAAUAGCUCUACAGAGAUUUACUUUUGUAACAAGUAAAGAAAUUGAAAUAAUAGUUUAAGAAUUCAAGUGGGGGGAGGGGAAAAGGAAGGAGAGAGGGUGAUUGGUAAGUUCUCACCUAAUGUGUACACUUUAAGGGUGUACCGCACACCCCUUGGGUGAAGGGCUCAACUAUAACUUGAACUUUACCUUAAAAAUGCAAAAAAUGUAACCUAAUCAUUUGUAUCCUUAUAUUAAUCUGAAAUAAAUAAAAUAAAAUAAAAUUUCCACAAUAGAACACAUUAUUUAAAAAAAAAUCUUUACCUGAAGAAAAGCCCAGGCCCAGAUAACCUUGCUAUUUGAUUCUACAUAAUAUUUAAAGAACAGAUAGCACCAAUCUUACACCACACCUGUAGAAUGUAGAGGAAGAGGGAAGACUUCUCAGCUCAUUCUAUAAGGCUAGUAUGGCUUUAACAAAGACAGGAAAAGACAUCACAAGAAAACCACAGACAAACUCAUAUUGUAAUAAUUCUUAACAAAAUAUUAGCAAACCAGAUCCAACAGUGUAUAAAACAAUCAAACAUCAUGACCAAAUAGAAUUUAUCUCAUGAAUGCAAGAUUGUUUUAACAUCCAAAAAUCAAAUAUUGCAGCAUACAAAUAGAAUAGAAAGGGCAAAAAACUCAUGAUCAUCUCAGUAGACCCAGAAAAAGUAUCCAACAAAAUCCAACACCAUUCAUGAUUUAAGUUUGUUUUUUUUUUUAAGUCUAAGAACAAUAGGAAACUUUCCUAACUUUAUAAAGGGUGCCUAUGAAAAACCUAUAGCUUAUAUCAUUCUUAAUGGUAAAAGAAUAAAAUCUUUCCCCAAAGAUUGAGAAUAAGGUGAAGAUGUAAGUGCUCACCACUUUUAUUCAACAUUAUCCUAGUGAGCCCACCCAGUUUAUUGGGACAAGAAGAUACAAGGGAAUGCACACAGAUUGGGAGGGAAGAAGUAAGCUUCUUAAUUCACAGUGACUUGACUCUGUAUGCAAGAAAUCCUUAAGAUACUAUAUAAAAACUACAUAAAGAACAAAGUUGGUAUGUAAAUAAGUACACUGCUUGGUUUCAAAACAGAUUGUAAAGCUAGAGUAAUCAAAAAGAGUAUGGUUUUAGCUUAAGGACAAAA